This is a messenger RNA of Alosa alosa (allis shad), 1561 nucleotides long. It is a transcript of the gene cfdp1, whose product is annotated as craniofacial development protein 1. Bases 179 to 1060 code for a protein of 293 amino acids. The record is from RefSeq and is a predicted model, not a curated record. NCBI's taxonomy places the organism in Eukaryota, Metazoa, Chordata, Actinopteri, Clupeiformes, Clupeidae. The transcript is spliced from 8 exons.
ACGCGAGACGCAUGAACAUGGGUUGCUGACUGUCUAUGGUUGCUGACGGUCGCAUGCUAGUCUGAUGUGUGCAAGUGGCGCAUAACACAGAUUUAAAAACUGCAUUUAAAAGAAAUACAAAAUUUCCUGGCGUUGGGUAGCUCUUUUGUUGUUUUAGGUUGCAAAUAGUUCCAAAAAAAUGAUGAACUACUCAGACUAUGAUUCUGAUGACUAUUCGUCAAAUGAGGAUGAAGAUUAUGUCCCAUCUGAUGACAAUUUGAGUGAAGACGAUUUGAAUGAGUGUGUGCCAGAGGAAGGUUUGGAUGGGGAGGGCCAAGGUGAACCACAAAGCAAGGGCAUGAAAAAGAAGAAGAAGAAAGGCAAAGAUAUCACAGCGAGGAAGAGGAAGAAAAUUGGACUGAAGCUUGAAGGUGAAGAGGAAGAUGGUGUAAAGCAGCAGGAGGACAAAGCAGAGCAGGUCGAAGAGGAGACCUCUGCCGAGCCUGAACCCAAGGCUGACCAGAAGAAGAAGGAAGAUGACCUGUGGGCAAGCUUCUUGAGUGAUGUUGGCCAGCGACCUAAACCUGUAUCUGCAGACAGAUCAGACAAGGAAGGCCCAUCAGAUGCCUGCCAGGAGGUACCCAAAGAAAAGGCUCCCUCUAAAAUCACCAUCACCAAAGUGUUUGAUUUUGCUGGAGAGGAGGUGCGGGUGACCAAAGAGGUGGACGCUGACUCCAAGGAGGCAAAGAGCUACCUGAUGGAAGAGAAGAGUCAGUCUGAGUCUGCUCCUCCCGUGCAAUCAAAGCCCACUUCGUCCGCCCCUGCGCCCAGUGGGAAGAGGCCAGCGGGGAUGAGUGGCAUCCUGAACCGCCUCGGAGGGAAGAAGCAGAAGAUGAGCACGCUGGAGAAGUCCCGCCUCGACUGGGACACCUUCAAGAGCGAGGAGGGCAUCAACGACGAGCUGGCCAUCCACAACCGCGGCAAAGAAGGGUAUGUGGAGAGGAAGAACUUUCUGGAAAGAGUGGACCAGAGACAGUUCCAGCUGGAGCGAGCAGUCCGUCUGCACAACAUGAAACAAUGACAUGGCGAAGCAGCGAUGAGAACAACACCAUCAAGGGACCACACACCACAGACACACAUAGACGGACAAACACACACACAGUCUGCUUUUGUUUUCAGGUCACCAUCGCAAUCCACAAUCCAUCGGCAUCCACUCACACGAUUUCUUGUUCUACUGUGUCGAUACAGAAGAAGUCAGUACAUUGCGGGAGCCAUCAUGCAUAGCAGUACCUGUUCCUGUCCACUAGGCAUCACCUGUAUAAAUGGAUGGAGGGCUGGAGAUGGGGCUCAGACCCACCAGGAUGAAGGGGACAGAACGUUCCCAGAGCUCUGAUUGGACAGUUAUUGAAGUGGGGUGGGCCCAAUGGGGGACACUGCUGCCCAGUGGGGGACAUGCAACUGGGUCAGCACACUUGAUGAAGAGCUGAAGAGAGAGCAAGAGCUGGGUAGUCGAGAUGAGGCAGACUUAAAGGAGGACACGUUUCAACCUAGAGCCCUGUUGUUGCAGGUCUUUGAGUACUGU